AUGAUUCUAGAACGUGAACGAGGCUUCAACUUCACUCUGACACGAGACAAGCUGGCCAUGAAUCUUGGCUCCCCACCAAGAAAACAAAAGAAUGCACCAAGCGUAACACCAGCCUCUCCACUUCCAGAAACACCCGCAAGGACAACAACAACAACGUCAACAACAAAGAAGCCAGAGACAGACACGACGCCUUUUCCGCCCUUUGAGUCGCCCGAAGUGACGAGAUAUGAAUUGUCGGCCGAGGACGACCAUCGCGUCGCGACACUCGAAGCGCAGGUCGCAAGUCUGACGCGCAAAGGCGUCGAAGCUGGUGAGUUUGAUUUUGGCUGUUAUCCCUGCCUGUGCGAUUCCUCUCGGUGUAUCUGCAUAUGUACAUCUCACCUCCCUCUAUCCAUCAUAUCUCUGUUCAUUUUCACUAACGCAUCAAACUCCAAACANGCCGACCGCCUCGCCGACUACGAAGAAGAGAUUCGCAACCUCAAAACAAGCCAGAAUCCACGCACCGACUCUCCUCUGGACUUCAUUGCUGCACACCCCUUCCCUGCACCACCGACUUCGCUGAGUCGCAACUCUUCCAUCGCCUCUGGCAAAUUCAGCUUCUUGACUCGCACGUCGUCGCUCACAAAUACGACAAAACCACUCCCCAAGACACCUUCCAAAACUUCUCCCAUGGCACCCGCCGCUGCCUCUCCCGCCAUCUCCGAACUCCAAGCCGCACUCACUGCCGAGACGUCCCGGCGCAUUGCCGCAGAGAAGAAGCUCAAGGAUCUGGAAACCGAGUUGGAAGACUUGUCGGCGACGCUGUUCGAACAGGCCAACGAGAUGGUCGCGACCGAGAGGAAGGAGAAGGCAAAGCUGGAGCACAGAUUAAAGGUUCUCGAGGAGAGGGACAGACUAGGCCAGAAGCGAUUGGAGAUGGUCGAAACCGCGUUGACGAGAAUUGAGCGAGUGAAGAAGUUGUUGGAUGGUUGA
This is a messenger RNA of Aureobasidium vineae, 972 nucleotides long. The record is from the annotation of a GenBank genome assembly. NCBI's taxonomy places the organism in Eukaryota, Fungi, Ascomycota, Dothideomycetes, Dothideales, Saccotheciaceae.